UCUCCAGGCUCGGUGCUGGCUUCCAGGGAUUCCCAGGAGCUGCUUCCCAAGGGAAAUGCUGUGUGCCCAGAUCCAGAUCCUUGUCCUGGCCCUGACCACGGGGCCCUUCCGAGCUGGGGCUGCUCAUGAAGCCUGCAGGACAGCAGAGGUGGCUGAGAUCCUGUUCCUGGUGGGGCACUCGGAGGGAAGCGCGGGGAAGGAGAGCUCCCGGCUGCUCCAGGAUUUCAUCGGGAGCGUGGCCAGAUCCUUCGAGACCGGAGCAGGAGGAGUCCAGCUGGGCCUGGCUCUGUAUGGGGAGACACCAAGGAUGAGUGUGGAGCUCACGGAUUACGUGAGCAUCAGGGAAAGGCUGGAUGCAGCUCAGGAUCUCUCCUCCAAAGGCAGCAGCCUCCACACAGGCUCAGCCCUGGCUUUUGCAGCUCAGGCCUUGGCCCAGCAGGACACCCUGAGACAGGAGGCAGCAAAGGUGGUGGUUCUGAUCACGGAUGGGAAAUCCAGAGAUUCCGUGGAAGAGGGAGCCCGGAUCCUGCAGGAUGGGGGGGUGACAGUGUUUGCUGUGGGGAUCAAGGAUGCUGAGAGGAACGAGUUGGGCAGGAUUGCUUCAGAUCCCACAGCGGAGCACCUGCUUCACGUGGAGGAUUUCCAGCUGCUCCCAGAUGUGGCUCCCAAGCUCUCUCGGAGGCUCUGCUUCGCCGCCUCGGAGCCGCCGCGGCCCGUCAGGCACAGGGUGCAAGCUGAGCAGAUCCUGGGCCCUCGGGAGCUGCGUGUCAGCGAGCACGGCCACAACUCCCUGAGGCUCUCGUGGGUGGCAGCCACGGGCAGGGUGACAGGGUACCGUGUCCAUGUCCACCCCUCGCUGCCACCGGGGCAGCCGGAGCACCAGAGACAGAUGGAGGUGGACGGGGACACCACCACGGUGCUGGUGACAGGUCUGAAGCCCAGCACCAAGUACGUGCUGACGGUGAGGGCCAGCUACGGAGGGACCCUGGGGGAGCCUGCGGCCACCAAAGGGAAAACAGCUCCCGUGCCUCCAGUCACCAAUUUCCGUGUGAUAGAAGAAGGACUUUUCAGCCUGAGGGUGGCUUGGACACCUCCCCUGGGCAAGCUGGAGGGCUACAAGAUCUACAUCCCCAGGGCCAACAAGCCCGGGGUGACCCUCGAGCAGAUCCUGCGGGGCGAUGUCUCUUCCCACCUGCUGGAAAACCUGCAGGAGGACAGGGAAUACAGCAUCAGCAUCUACGCCGUGUAUCCCGAGGGCCCGAGCCAGCCCGUGGCUGCUCUGGGCAGGACACUGAAGCUCCUGCCUGUGGAGAACCUCGUGCUGCAGAACGAGACCACGGACACGCUCCAGGCCCGGUGGAGCCCUGUCCGGGGAGCAACGGGAUACAGGCUCACCUGGACAUCAGCAGAGGGCAGCAUCCAGGACGUGACCCUCGGCAGCUCCUACAGCUACUACAUGAUCCAGGGGCUGGAGGCGGGCAUGGAGCACACGGUGACCAUCAACCCCAUCUUCGGGGACAUCGAGGGACCGGUGGUGACCGGCAAAGCCACCACGGUGGCUUCCAGCACUGUCCAGAUGCUGAAAGUGAGCGAGAUUUCCAUCAGCAGCCUCCUGGUGUCCUGGGAUUCAGUCAUGGGAGCCACCGGGUACCGGCUGGCCUGGGGCCCGACACCAGAGUUCUUUGGCAAGGACCGUCCCCGGCACCUGUCCCUGGGCCGGUCGGUGACGUCCCAGCAGCUCCGUGGGCUGGCCCCCGACACCGAGUACGUCAUCUCCCUGUCCGUGCUCUUCGGCCCCGGCGAGGGCCCCGGCGUCACCACCUCGGCCAGGACAGCUCCUCUGGGAUCAGUCUCCAACUUCAGGGUGACGUCCCACGCCAGCACCAGCCUGUCCUUGGCCUGGAGUGCCACGGCCGCUGCCACCAAAUUCAAACUCAGCUGGAGCCCCGUGGGAGCAGCAAAAGGAAAACAGGCCGCCAGGAAGGAAAAGGUGGCCCAAACAGUGCACACCCUGUACAGGGUCGGUGUCCGGGCCGUGUUCAGCAGGACCGAGGGGCCCGAGGUGACCCUGACUCACCUCACAGCUCCUUCUGGAGAUUCCAGCCCCAUCCCGAGCAUCCAGGACCUGAGGGUUACCGACGCUGGUGUCAACACUUUGAAGCUGGCUUGGAAAAGCCUUCCUGGGAUCAGUCACUACAAGAUAUCCUGGGAGCCACCCAAUGGUGACGCGGAAUCCUCCCGGCUGCUCCCGGCAGAGGCCGUUCCCUUCACAAUUCCCAAACUGAGGGACAACACCAAAUACACCAUCUCCGUGUGCGCCCUGGGGAAGGGGCAGCAGGGAAACCCCGCGGUCCUGACGGCCACAACCUCGGGUUUGCCCAAAGUGACGGAAUUCGCCGCGCACGAGGCCGCGGAUUCCAGCGUUUUGUUGUCCUGGAAUUCUGUUCCUGGAGCAUCCCUGUAUUGGCUGACGUGGGGAUUGUCCUCAGCUCCUGCUCUUUCCCAGGAAUUGUUACCGGCAGCUUCCCGAUCCCAUCGAGUGACGGGGCUGAGCUCCAAGGAAAUUUAUCUGUUUUCCAUAAAACCAAUGUUUGGAGACUUGGAAGGACCAGAGACAACGCUCCUUGUGCAAACAGCAGGAGCUCCCAGGGAGGCACCAACUGCUCCAGCGGUUCCUGCGCCAUUGGAUACGAGGGAAUCUCCAUCAGGAUCUCCCAGCAGUGGGGGGACCUCUCCUCUCCCAGUGCCCACCAGUACAAAACUCCCAGAGCCACCAGUUUGGACCAGCACAGCCCUGCCUGGGCCAAUUUGUGGGAAGCUCAAGGCAGACGUUGGGUUCCUGGUGGAUGAAUCCUCGAGUAUCGGCCAGAGCAACUUCAACAAAGUGAAGGAUUUCCUCUUCCGGAUCGUCUCCUUUUUCCCCAAAAUUGGGCCUGAAGGGACACAGGUUGCUGUGGCUCAGUACAGCGAGGAGCCCAGGGCAGCUUUUCACUUCAGCCAACACCGCGACCGCAACGGAGCCCUCGGAGCCAUCAGGGGGCUGAGCUACGCCGGAGGCAACACCAAAACAGGCCAUGCCAUUUCCUACGUGCUGAAGGAAUUAUUCCAGCCCUCCAGAGGGAUGAGGCCGGGUUUUCCUCACAUCCUGGUGCUCGUGACCGAUGGACAAUCCCAGGACGACGUGGUGUCCCCAGCCAGAGCAGCCCAUGCCUUGGGGCUCCGUGUCCUUGCUGUGGGGGUGUCGGGAGCUGACCCCAUGGAGCUCCACAGGAUCUUGCUGCAGCAGAACCCCCAGAACGUUUUCUACGUCAGCACCUUCGAUGACUUCCCCCAAAUCCUCCAAGAACUCAUAGAAGCCAUUUGUUCUGAUCCUCAGCUUCCAGGGACCCAAAUCCCACUGGGAAAGAUCCCCAGGGGCUCAGCAGCUCACAAGGAUUAUGACCCCUACACUGCAAAGGGAGAGAAAGGGGAGCGGGGUCUCCCUGGGAAGGACGGCAUUCCUGGGCUGCCGGGCAGGCCGGGCCGGCCGGGCCCUCCAGGCCCCCCUGGAAUCAUGGGGCUCCCUGGCAGCCAAGGUGACGUUGGAUCUCCAGGCUAUCCAGGACCCGCGGGGCCGAAAGGAGACAGAGGAGAGCCCGGCUAUGUCCUGGGAGGCGUGGAGGUGAUUCCUGGCCGGAAUGGGCAGCCUGGCCCUCCUGGACAGAAGGGGCAGCCGGGGGUUCCUGGGGUUCCAGGACCACCAGGUUCUCCAGGGCCACCAGGAAUCUCCAUCAAGGGUGAACCAGGGGAUUCAGGAAUCAGGGGUCCCCGUGGCAGGAGUGGCCUCAAAGGGGACAGAGGAGACACAGGAGAGCCGGGAAAACCUGGUUUGCCAGGCCCUGUGGGGCUCCACGGGGCUCCUGGACUGCCUGGACCACAGGGAGAAAAGGGAAUGGCAGGGAUUGGCAUUCCUGGCGCUGCUGGCACGAAGGGGGAAGAAGGAGAGCAGGGAAUGAUGGGACCUCCAGGAGCACCAGGACCGAAGGGAAUUCCAGGACCUCCAGGGCAGAAGGGAGACCAAAUUUCAGGGCCUCCAGGCACGAAAGGUGUCAAGGGAGAUCCUGGACCAGCCGGACCACGAGGAGACAAAGGAACCCCAGGAGAAAAAGGGGAGAAGGGAAGUCCAGGGUUUGGAAUUCCUGGCCAGCCUGGGCUGAAGGGAGCCAUCGGUGACCGGGGAAAUGUGGGAUUGUCUGGGAAGCCAGGUCAGAAGGGGGAGAGAGGCGAACCAGGAUUCCCUGGAAAACCAGGAGAGGCCGGGCUGAGAGGAAAAGAUGGAGAAGCUGGAGUCCCUGGAGAGCCAGGAGUGAGGGGAAUCAGGGGUCCCCCUGGACUCCCAGGACGAGCUGGAGAGCAAGGAAUGAAAGGAGAUCCAGGAGAACCUGGAAAGGAUGGAGAUCCAGGGAAGGACGGCCUGAGAGGUGAAAGAGGCCCCCCAGGCCCCAAGGGAGAACCUGGCCCACCAGGAAGAGGAGUGGAAAUGAAGGACCUGGAGAGGCUUUUUGAAGAGUACGGGAUCAAGCUGGCGCUGCUGAGGGAGCUCUCGGAGGCGAUCCUGCGGCACGGGCUGGACGGGCUCCUGUGGCACCGGGAUGGCUCCAGGACGAGCAGAACUUCCACGGAAAACCAGGCAGCCGUGCCUGUCACCGAUCCACUGGUGUCCCACACUUCCCACCAUGUCCCGGCCUGGACCGAGGUGGCAGGAGAAGGACAGAGCCUGGAGCUGGAGGCCCCGGAGGUGCCACACUCUGGAGGAUUCCCUGAGAGCUUGGCUGUGACCCCACCACAUCCAGGAGAUCCACAGGAAAACCAUUCCCUGGAAAUCCUGCAGCCCCUGGAGGAGAGGCUGGAAGGACAAGCCCAGCAGGACACCAGCCAGGAAAACGGGAAUUCCGACGGCGGCUCCGCCAUGCCGAGGCACAGAUCCAGGAGAUCCCAACCCAUGAGGAUCCCAUUCCAGAGCCAUCCCUGUGAUCCAGGAGGAAGCAAUUCCCCCUCCCUGGAGGCUCCACCGCCAGCUCAUCCCCCCGGUGCUCCGGGAGCUCGGGAAUUCCCGUUGGGAUCCACGGCAUAUCCAGGCCCUCAUCAUCCAAGGAGAAUUCAGGGAGAAAUGGGAGCUCCUGGAUUCCAUGGAGCCAAAGGAGAAAAGGGAGAAAUGGGAGCUCCUGGAUCCCGUGGAGACAAAGGAGAAAAGGGACAGCCUGGGGAUGUGGGAGAACCUGGAGAGAAGGGAGAGCCUGGAGUUGGGUUCAGAGGUCCCAUUGGCCAGGCUGGAGCACCUGGAUUUAAGGGCGAGCCAGGGGCCCCAGGACCUCCAGGAGCUCAGGGCAUCCAAGGAAUCCGCGGCAGCGCCGGCACUCCCGGAUCCCAGGGGGACAGAGGGGCUCCGGGCGUGCCCGGAAUUCCGGGACAGAAGGGGGAACGUGGGAGGAGAGGCCGGAGUGGAUCUGCUGGGCCCAUGGGACCAUCAGGAUCCCCAGGAAAAGAGGGAAUUCCUGGGACACCUGGACCCAAAGGCAACAAGGGAGAAGCCGGCGUUGGAGCCGCCGGCCCCAGAGGUCCCCAUGGAUUCCCUGGCCCUCGGGGUGACGAGGGCAUCGUGGGAAUGCGGGGUCCCCCCGGAAUGAUGGGUCCAAAAGGCUUCCCAGGCAUGAAAGGCCAAAGAGGUGAUCGGGGACUGCUGGGACCAAAGGGAGAACGAGGCGAAUCCAUGACAAUUUAUGGACCCCAGGGCUACAAAGGCACCAAAGGAGAUCCCGGUGAGCAGGGACUGCCAGGUUUUGACGGAGACAAAGGCGAGAAGGGAGAGGACGGACCCGUAGGAGAAAAGGGAAUCAAAGGAGAAGCUGGAUCCAAGGGAAUGAUGGGACUUUUCGGGAGCAGAGGACCCGUGGGACAGAAGGGGGAGCCAGGAGAACCGAGCUCGCCGGGAUCUUCCGGUGCAGCAGGACUGGAUGGGAAGAACGGGAUCAAGGGAGCCAAAGGGGACAGAGGCCUUCAGGGACAGAAGGGGAAGCCGGGAGGGAAAGGUGACCCUGGGACCGCCGGUGACACCGGGCAGAAAGGGACAAAGGGCCUGCGGGGCCUUCCAGGCCGGACCGGCGCUCCCGGAGCCAAAGGUGCCAAGGGAGAAGUUGGCAGUGCUGGAAAACCAGGAAUUCCAGGAUUUAAUGGACAGCGUGGACCAAAGGGCGAGCCAGGAGCCUCAGGGAGCGACGGCGCCUCGGGAAUUCCUGGGGAGAAAGGAGAAAAGGGAGCCAAGGGAGUUCCAGGAUUGGGAGGAUUCAAGGGACAAGCGGGAUGGCCUGGGAAGCCUGGAGGGGCCGGAGCAGCGGGACCUCGAGGGCCACAGGGAGAGCCAGGCCCACAGGGUCCACCAGGGAAAAGAGGGAGAUCCCAGCUCUGCCUCCAGGGACCCCCGGGCAUGGAUGGGCCAAAAGGAGAAGUGGGGGAAAAUGGUCCUGCCGGGCAGAAAGGAGCCAAGGGAGAGCCGGGCCUUUCCGAGGAAGAGGUGAAGGAAGUGCUGAGGAGCGAAAUGCGAGGGAUUUGUGGUUGUGGAGGUGAGUUGGGAAGGAUGUCCAUGGAAAAGGGGCUGGAGGUGGCUGAAGUCCGCAGGAGGCUCCAAGGGUAUUCCCAGCCUCGGGAAUACGUUGGGAACGGUGGAAAUUGGGAGGAAAAGCUUGGCACAACUCACGGCAAGGCCAUGGUGAAGCCCUUCAUGGAGCCGCCUCCUCUCUUGGCAGCCCGCUGCCUGCAGCCCAUGGAUGAGGGCUCCUGCCAGCGCCAUUCCCUGCUCUGGUACUUCCACGUCCCCUCCAGCUCCUGCCGGCCCUUCCUGUUCGGGGGCUGCGGCGGGAACAGGAACCGCUUCCCAUCCCGGCGGGAAUGCCAGCGCCGCUGCCAGAGCCCCCCAGGGAAUUUGCUUUAGGAGCCACUGGGAACUUCACAAAGCAGCUGAAGGCAGAGGGAGAUGAGCAGCUCCAAGUGCUUCAUUUAAAUCCAACGGGAUUGGGAGGAGUGACUCCAACACCUCCGGGAUGGAAAACAAGGAAAACAAACACCAAAAUCUUGGGGAAAAACAAAAGAUGUCAGAAAACUGGAAUUAUGGGAUGGGGAGAGGGAAACCUCUGGAUGCUCAGGAAAAGGAGGAUGGGAAGGGCGGAAUUCCUGAGCCAAACCAGGUGGCACA
Molecule: messenger RNA, 7228 nt
Organism: Zonotrichia leucophrys gambelii
Lineage: Eukaryota; Metazoa; Chordata; Aves; Passeriformes; Passerellidae
Product: collagen alpha-1(VII) chain-like
Exons: 81
Coding region: 56-6967 (2303 amino acids)
Molecular function (GO): protein binding; serine-type endopeptidase inhibitor activity
Source: RefSeq, a predicted model, not a curated record